Geodia barretti is the source of this 681-nucleotide messenger RNA. The record is from the annotation of a GenBank genome assembly. Lineage: Eukaryota; Metazoa; Porifera; Demospongiae; Tetractinellida; Geodiidae.
ACUCAAGAGCUAUUGCCACUCACCUCUGCUCAGUGCAACCUUCUGACAUCAGUCAACCCAGGGGGCUCCAGUCUCUACCAAGGGUUGACAGAGCCGUUCAAAACUAAUCCAAACGUAAAGAUUGAUCUUCUCCUAGCUGAAAUGGCUGUUCGGUUCACUGGCCAGAGGGAUACAGUGGAAAGUGCACAUUGGCACUUCAGGUCUCAACUACAGAGACACAUCCCCAUUGAAUUGGAAUGUGCCCAAGCCAUGGUUGAGAUAUACCCCGACCUCCCAGCCCAAAUGACGCAGAAGUACGGAGUUCUCCUGGAAGGCUUCAGUGAAGAGGCCAGUGUACUGAAGUUGAGUGGUCCCCAGAGUGGGGUGGACGAGGGACGUCGCAUGAUUGACAACGUCAUUGCCAGCUUCCAAAAGUCCGUUGAAUGCAUUCAGUUCCCCUACGAAAAGUAUCAGGCAUCACUGCGAAAGAGAAUAAAAAGUGAAGGGAUUUCAGUCUGGAUCUUGCCAUCACCUGGGUCUCCCCAUGAGGUUAUAAUCUACUCGUUUUCUUCCGAAAUUCGGGAAAAAGCUCUCAAAAUUGUUCGUUCAAAGCCCAACAUGAGAUGUAUCCCCUUUAAUGUCAGCUGCUCCUCCAAUGAAAUUCCUCUUGAAGAAGUUGAGGUUGAGUUUGCGGUUUCCAUC